CAAUGCAACGGCUAAAUAUUUCUAGUGACUGAUGGCGAGCAGGCGAGGCUCUCAGUGAUAGCAUGGAUCCGGACAGCGGGGCGGACACUCAGCGAACUCUCAGUCUGCAAUGGAAGAGCUAUAAGCUUGUACAAGACCCCGCUCUCCGACGGGUUGCUCAGAAAAUCUACAGAUAUGAUGGGAUUCACUUUAGUGUACCGGAUUCAGGAUUCCCACCUGUGGGGGACUUGCGUGAUCCAAGACCCCGCAGAAUCUGGUCUAGACACACAGAGCUGUCGCUGCCAGUGCCCAAAUUUAAGUUGGAUGAGUAUUACGUAGGCCCUAUACCACUUAAGGAAGUGACAUUUGCAAGGUUGAAUGAUAACAUCAAGGAGCCGUUCCUGGCGGAGAUGUGCGCCAAGUUUGGUGAGGUUGAGGAAAUGGAGAUUCUGUUUCAUCCCAAGACCCGGAAGCACUUGGGCUUGGCCCGCGUCCUCUUCACCAGUACUAGAGGGGCCAAAGACACUGUCAAACACCUGCACAAUACUUCUGUCAUGGGGAACAUUGUCCAUGUCCAGCUGGAUAUCAAAGGCCAACAGAGGAUGAAGUACUAUGACUUGAUAGUGAGUGGCUCAUACACCCCUCAGACAGUGCCGACUGGAGGCAAAGCUCUCACAGACAAAUUUCAGCCCCCAGCCCCAACACAGCCAGAUACGUCGUCUGAUAUCCGACGGAGGCUCUCCACAGACCAGACGGCAGCUCCUGCUCCUGCUCCUGCUGCUGCUGCUGCUGCGCCUCUCAACUCUGGCAGCACCACCCCCUGUUCUGUGGAAACUGGAUUUGGAGACCAGCGCCUAGAUACCCCUCCAUCCUCAAUGGGGGGGCCCUAUACACCGGGUUCCUCUGCUUCUUCACAGGGUGGGGGUACCCCUUAUACCCCUCGCUCUGGGACCCCUUUCUCCCAGGACUCGGGCUACUCUGUGGGCAGGCAUGGUGGAUAUACCAGCACUCAGAGUUAUCCCCAGCAGGAUAUGCUUCCAUCUUCCUCCUGCUCCUCUUCAGCGGUCUCUUCAUCAUCAGGAUUCAAGCCCCCUCGCUUUCAUGAUGACCUACAUGCUCCACCUCCACAAGAACCCUCCGUGUUCCACAGGGGUCGGCCGGGAUAUCCUUCAUCUGCACCUUUCAGACCUAAUGAACCUCCCUAUCCAUAUCCCAAUGUUGGAGGUUCAGGGAUGCACAUGCCGCUACAUCCACCCAUGCCACCUCCAGGGCCUCAGUUUGAGCCAUCUCCUCUGUCUGACAGAGAGAGAGACAGAGAAAGGGGUCACAGGGACAGGGAUCGAGAGAGAGACUCAGGAGGGCGCUAUGGAGGCGGGAUAAGCUCCCGUCGUUCCUCUUACCACUAUCAACAGGAUACUAACUCUUCGUCCACCUCUAAAUCCUACCAUUCGCACCACUCACAUCAUCCCGACCGGCGAGAGGACAGAGACGGCAGGGGGUACCGGCGGGACAGUUCAGGCUCCCGCUCAGGAGAUCACGGAAGGCAUCGGAACCACCAUCACUCCCACAACCACCACAGCAGCAGUGGAGGUGGGUCGAGUCGGCGGAGGAGUAGCAGAGACCGUGAAUGGGAGCGAGACCGAGAAGGAGACUAUAACAGCUCUGAUCCGCGUUACGGAGGCCACUCAAACUCCAGCCACAACUCAUCCAACAGCCUCUCCCCUCCCUCUGCCACCUCCUCUUAUGGAGGAUACUCGUCAUCUAAAGACCUUUCCCCCUACGACACACCCUCCUCCUCCCGGCUGGAACCCUCGCCGGCCUUCCAUCCUCAGCAAGGUGCUGGCGAGAGGGGUUUUGGAAUGGGAGGUAGUAUAGACAAUGACUACCGUGCUCAUUCUCACCACACACCCCUGGCGCCGCCGCCUCCACCUCCUCCCCUCCCGCCGGCCUCCGUGAUCGCGGCUGCUGUGGCCGAAACCCUUGGCUCUCUUGAUUUCGGCCAGGACAGUCCCAUCCGAGAAGAACAGUGGACCAAACCUAAACGGCAUCCCAGCACGCCACCCCAUCCGCCUCCGACCUCCUCGCCUCCCCACGCCUCCGUACCGUCAUCCUCCACCUCCCCGUCUUCAACGUCUCUGCCUCACCACCUCCCCUCUUCCACAGCAUCCCUCUCUCCGCCGCCUCCACAACGUGACUCCUCCCCGGAACCAGACUCCACUAAUGAGAGCCUGCCGUUCAUGCACCACAGCAGCAGCUUGGACUCACGUAUUGAGAUGUUGCUGAAGGAACAAAAGGCCAAGUUUUCCUUUCUUGCCUCAGAUGAUGAGGACGAUGAGAAGGAGGACAAAGAGAGAGGAAAAACAGAUGAGAACACAGACGGAGGGGGGAACAAACUCAGAGAGGAGAAUGGAGAACGGCCUAGUCACAAGAGACAAGGAGAGACGGAGGUAGGCCAACAGAGGAGGCGAGGAGAGAAAGAUGGACGUCGCAGCAGGAGCAAAAGGCAAGGUGGUGGAGUAAGUGAAGGCAGGAAAACUCCUCCAGAGGUGGCCUCCUCCACUCCUACCAUGCACGGUUUAGUGUCCGAGUCUCUUCAGGGCCAAAUGCCGCCACCUCAGGAGGAGCACACAACCUCUGAUACACACAGGGCUCCACAUACCCCACCCACAUACAAUGGAGAGACACAGCCAUCUCCUCACUCCUCUGGGGAGGAUAUGGAAAUAUCCGAUGAAGAUGACAAUGCCAUCACCACAGCGACACCCCAUCCCGCUGCCUCUUCGUCCUCUUCACCAGCCACCUCCUCGCAAUCUGCCCUCCCCUCACAAACUCCAGACCCCUCUGCAAGCCCCGCUCCUGACACCAGCCAGCACUUCAGCGCCACCAUGCCACCUCCGCCCAUCCCGUCUUACCCUCCACACCUCCCUCCCCCACCUCUGCCCGGCUUCUCCCUGCAGCCACCUCCGCCACCUGGCAUACCUCCUCCGCUUCCUCACAUGGAGCUGCACCCGGAGUACCCUCCUCCGCUGCCGCACCAUAUGUACGACUAUGCCAGCUCCAUGGAGCUCAUGAGCCAGUAUUGUGGCGGAGUGCCCAUGUCAUUCCAGAUGCAGACGCACAUGCUCAGUCGUCUCCACCAGAUGCGAAUGGCCUCCUCCAACAGCCCUACGGCACCACCUGGAGAAGUCCCGCCUGCCUCUGAAUAUCCCCCGUCAUAUCACCUCCAUUCAAUUCCCCCUCCACAUGUACAUCCGCACCACCCAUACAUGGACCAAGAUGGGAAUGUUGCCUCCCACUACGACCAGGACCACCGCUACAUCCCUCCUCACUUACCGUACGCCUACCCGGACCCUCAUGCCGCCCAGCUUCCGCAUCAUCAUGCCAUCCCCCCUCCCCACAGCCCCUGGCCUCCUCACCUACCACCCCAGCAGUUUCCUUCCCACUAUCCUCCACCUGGCUUCGGCACAGUGCCUGGUGUGGAUGGAGAGCUGUACGCAGCGGCAGGUGACCAGAUGGCCAUAAUGGGCCAUAACCCCUGCGAGGCCGUAGUGCAGCAGGUACUGGCAGCUUUGAUUGAGGAGAUGAAGAACAUCAUGCAGAGGGACCUGAACCGCAAGAUGGUGGAGAACGUCGCCUUUGGCACCUUUGAUGAGUGGUGGGACCGCAAGGAAAGAAAAGCUAAGCCAUUCCAGACAGCCAUGCGGGGAGUUGCGGUGGUGCGCGAGGAAGACAAGAAGGAUGAGAAGACCAGCAACCGACCUCGAGAGCCACUUAUGUCUCUGGUAGACUGGGCCAAGAGUGGAGGCAUGGAGGGUUUCUCCCUGCGGGGAGCCUUGCGCUUGCCUUCUUUUAAGGUUAAGAGGAAGGAGCCUCAGGAGCUUGUCGAGGGUGAUGAGCUGAAGGCCAGACCUUCCACUCCAGCCGAUGAGGAAGAUGAAGACUCCUAUCAGGGGAAAUCUGCAGACACUGCUACAGGAAGAACAGAGGAGAGGCGUGUGGCAGACAGAGGAGCAGCCAGAAGGAGGAGCAGAGCCAAGGCGCGUAAGCCAUACGACCUAGACAGCGAGGGAGAAGAAACAUCAGAUGGUUCCUCUGAGAAGGAGGAGGAUGAAGACAGUGAUAAAGUGGAUGAGUCAGAAGAUGAAGCCUUUAGUGCAGACAGUGAUGAUGAGAGUGUUUCUUCCUCUUCUUCUGAGAGCUCAUCAUCCUCCUCCUCGGCAUCGUCUUCCUCCUCUGAUGAGGAAGAUGAAGAGGAAGGUGAGCAGGCUGCAGAGAGCGAGUCAUUGGAUUCAAUGGAUGAGUCUACAAUGGACAGCAUAGCUAUGGACAAAGAAAAGGGUGAAAGGGACAAAGCCAGCAUUGACCAAUCAUCAGUUACUGCUGCGGAGGUCAAACUUGAAGAAGAGAAAACGCCUACAGCUGUGCCUUCAUCAUCUCCAUAUCCCCGGCCUUCUUCCCCUAUCCUCCCCCCACUCAAGAAACGGCGCAAGACAGUUUCUUUCUCAAUGGAAGAAAGUGAGGUCAAGCCCCCCAUUCUGUCAUCUUCUGCUCCCUCUCCAUCUCCCACUCCUGUCUCACAAGCUUCAGACAUUCCUACUUCCACUUCUCCCGGAAGCACACCCACAGCAGCUGCUCCACCCGUCGCCUCCAAACCCACCCCAAUGCUCCUUCCAUUUGCUUCUCGUCCCAGCGAAAGUAACGCCCUGACUUCCCCUGCUUCUCCUUCCGCUGUUCUUACUGUCCCUCCACCAGUGCGUUCCCUGCGGCCUGAUGAGCCCAAAAGGAGUCCAGGUACCCCACCAUCUCCACAAACUCCCACUGCCAAAAACUCCUCUAAACGUGGUAAAGACUCCCCUAGAACUCCCCCUGUGCCCGUCUGUCUCACGGUCCAGAACCUCCCGCUGGACCAUGCCUCCUUGGUCAAAAUGGCCUAUGAGGACCCCGUCCCUGUUCAAACCACACAAAAGGGUCGCAUACGUGGCCGCCCUCGGACACUCGGCCAAUCAGUUUCUGGCCCUCAUCUGCAUCCCGCUGUGGAGGAAGAGGAUGAAGAGGAGCUGGAGCAGCGGCUGAAACUCAGGGAGCAGCUGGGAGUGUCCAGCCUGCUGCAGCUGGCCUCUGCCCCUAAGCCUGACCUGUCUGUGCUGGCCGAUGUGGCGCUGAAGAUGGACCCGGAGGCAGAUAUCGACUCAGAAGAGACUGAGACCUCAGAUGAGGCAGAGGAGCACAAGCUGGAGGAGGAAGAGGGCGACUUCUUUGCCCCACACCCCCGUCAACCACUCCUGGAUCCAGAGGGUCUGUUCGUCCUGCAGGAGCACAACUAUUCUAAAAUUCAUGCGCCUCCACACCUCACAUCUCCACAAAAGAGGACGAAACAGGACCCCACCGUCCUGCUUUCUGCAGACCUCAACCAGCACGGUGUUCAGGAAGCACCCGAAGAGGUCAUUGGGGAAGCUCUUGCCGCCAGGGGAGAAGCUCCGGAGCUGUACGAGGAUCUUUCCGGAUUGGGCCUGCUGUGCGAAGCCAGGGACGCUGCUGAGAAACAGAGCAAAAGUCUCGGCCCACCAUACAAGAGGAAAGGAUCAAUUAGCAAAGAGAUGGAGAUGGAAGAGAGGGGGAAAGGGAAGAGCAAGAAGAGAAGUAGGAAGGACAAAGAAAAUGAGGAACUCCAGAUCUCUAAGAAACAGAAGGAGAAACAGAUUAAGAAACAGAGGAAGCGGAAGUUAGAGGAUUUCGAAGAAGAUGUGGAUGUGGAGCAGUUGGAGUCUGGUGAGCUUUCCAGCUCCAGCUCUGACUCUGGAGACUCUGAAUUUGGUUUAGAGAGAUCACUGGAGUUUGAAAAGGAAGAGGUUAGAAAGAGCGAACGACUUUUUCUUCAGGAAGCCGGCUUGACCCCUUCUACUCAGCGGCGGCCCAAACACGUGCCCGCGGCAGAUCCUAUACUCCGUCCCUCUUACAAGAACCGCAGCGAGUUUGAGCAGAUGACCAUCCUGUAUGACAUCUGGAACACUGGCCUGGACCAGGAAGAUUUGAGACUCCUGAAGAGCACCUAUGAAAAACUGCUGCAAGAUGACCAUGGCACCGACUGGCUCAAUGACACACACUGGGUCCCUCAUACCAUCACCAACAUCCCGAACCCCCGUCGGAAGAAGAAGACCCCAGAUGGGCAGCUAAGAGAGCAUGUCACUGGCUGUGCUCGCAGUGAAGGCUACUAUGCCAUCAGCCGCAAGGAAAAAGACGUCUACCUUGAGCUAGACCAGCCAGUGACUGUGCAGGAAGUUGGGGACUAUGAUACUGCAGGCUCGAAUCGUCUGCUGUCUGAAAGGCGCUCCGAGCAGCGGCGUCUCCUCAGUGCUAUCGGCACUCAAGCAGUGAUGGACUCAGACCUGCUGAAACUGAACCAGCUGAAGUUCCGUAAGAAGAAGCUGAGGUUUGGCCGCAGUCGAAUCCAUGAAUGGGGCUUGUUUGCCAUGGAACCCAUUGCUGCAGAUGAGAUGGUCAUUGAAUAUGUGGGACAGAAUAUCAGACAGAUGGUGGCUGAUAAUCGAGAGAAGCGAUAUGCCCAGGAAGGCAUCGGGAGCAGCUACUUAUUCCGUGUCGACCAUGACACUAUCAUUGACGCCACCAAGUGUGGCAACUUGGCUCGGUUUAUUAACCACUGCUGCACGCCCAACUGCUAUGCCAAAGUGAUUACCAUCGAGUCCCAGAAGAAGAUCGUCAUAUACUCCAAGCAGCCUAUUGGUGUGAACGAGGAGAUCACGUAUGAUUACAAGUUUCCCAUUGAAGAGAACAAAAUCCCAUGUUUGUGUGGCACGGAGAACUGCAGAGGAACCCUCAACUAAAAGUGUGCUAGUCCUUCCCCAAUACAAGACUUGCCAAUCAGCUUUCCUGGCCCACAAGCUGUUUUUCUCAGAGCGCACAAAAACGUAGGUAGUGUGUGUAGGGAGAACGUUUGGUCAGACUCUUUGAAAAGCUUCUAUACAGAGACACAGUGUCGAGAUGUUUAGUCCAGGGUCAUUGGGAUCUCAGCACUGCCGCAACACCCUGAGUUCCAUCUGUGAAUUUUUUUCUCUCCUGUCCCAAGCUCCUUAUCUAAUUUCGUUCCUCCUGUUGCAGCUGUGUCUGGUGGUGUUGUUUUUGCCAAGGUCUAUGCUUUGAAAUACCGCUAUUAAUCAACUGCACACACACACACACACACACACACAUAUUCCACUCACUUCUGCACAGCACAUGACAGUGUGGCACCCUUAAAGUGCUGGGUCUUUUUUUCAAGGGCAACUUUUAAAGACCUACCUAAAGACAUGGAUUUAAGACUUGUGUAAUGCUGCACCCCUGUUGUGAGAGAGAGUAUUAAUUUUAGUUUAUUUAUUAUCAUCCAUGUUCUGAUGCCUGUCCUUUCAUGUCAUUCAUUUAGGUCAGAUCUACCACUGUACCUUCUUUUAGAUUAUUUCCGUAGAAUCACCUCUGCCUAUUUUUAUUUUAAUAUGAAGCUGUUUUGACGCACGUUUCUUUUCGAAACUUCCUCUGAGCUGAACCUAUCUUAAUUAAAAAUGUCCCCUUUUCCAGCAUGACAUGCUGGUAUUCUAUAACUUUAUAAAUUAUAUAGUAUUGUAAGUUACAUUGUACAUUGCCAUUUUAUUUUCAUAAAUGAGUUGUUACAAUGCCAGUACACUGUAACAACACCGUUAUUAUAGAGGUUAAUAUCUACCUCCCAUCAUUUUAAAACACCCUUACAUGAAGUCAUAACCCUUUCAUCAAUAGUUUUUAGCAAUAUAAGGACAGGACAGAUGUGGUCGUCUUUUUGGUGUGCUGAAAUAAACGCACAUUGAUAUUUUAGCAGAAGGAUGGAAUUAUUCAUUGGAUUUUCUUUUGCCAUUGAUAUUUUAGUGGACCACUGAAAAAUGAAUGGGGUAUAUGUUUUGAGAUAAAGCACUCUACUUUGGGGCUAGUAACUCCUCUCUGCUAAGGAGAACAUGCUUGCACAAAUAUGUAUAUAUAAUCACACAGAGUGCAUUUUCUAAGAGUUGAAAGAUCAGAGUUUGCGUGUGCAUAUUUGAACACAAAAUUGAUGUCCCAAGUCCCCUGAAAGAUGUGCAGAGAGUCGCUAAAACGUCUGUUCCUACUGUUCUUUCCUUUCGUAUUACUGGUCAUCUGUCUCUCUCUCUCUCUGCUCUGCCAUAAAUUGACAUGUUGACAUUACUUAUUUGCUUCCCCUUACCCCACACCCCCCCUUGUCUGAGGGCCUUGCCAGCACUCUGUUCCUUUGAGAGGAAGACCUGUAAACUAUGUAGAUUUAUUGCAGUCUUUCAGUAAAAACUGAUCCACUGAAGUGUAACCAUAAAAAAAAGGACAAAAAAGUUAAAAAGAAUUACAUGUAAAUAUUGUAGAGGUGUUUGUUUCUCGUAGAAACACACUGGUUCUAGUCUGUAAAUAUGUUCAUCCUUUUCCUACUUCCCAUUGCGAGAAAAUAAUUGUACAUACCUAUCAUUCAGUUUUUGUUUUUUUAAUUUGAUUUAAAGUUUUAAUAUUAUUUGCAAUAUUUCUCUUGUAUUAAUGCGUUGGACCCUUUAUUAAUGGUGCAUUAAAAUAUUUUUUAAAAAAUAA
Molecule: messenger RNA, 8580 nt
Organism: Rhinichthys klamathensis goyatoka
Lineage: Eukaryota; Metazoa; Chordata; Actinopteri; Cypriniformes; Leuciscidae
Gene: setd1a
Product: SET domain containing 1A, histone lysine methyltransferase
Exons: 21
Coding region: 63-6818 (2251 amino acids)
Cellular component (GO): Set1C/COMPASS complex
Molecular function (GO): RNA binding; protein binding; histone H3K4 methyltransferase activity
Source: RefSeq, a predicted model, not a curated record